AUGUCUACUACUUAUCUUAUUACCGGUGCAACCAGAGGUAUUGGCAUCGAAUUGGCAAAACAGUUGAGCGAGAACGAAUCCAACCACGUGAUUGGUACGUACCGUUCCGACAGUUCUGCCAAACAGCUCUUUGAGCUUGCUUCCAAAAGAAAGAACGUUGACACUGUCAAACUUGACGUGAGCGACGAGGCCUCAAUCAAAUUAUUGCCUAAACAGCUGGAUGCGAUCACUUCCAAGUUGGAUAUCGUGAUUUUCAAUGCGGCUAUUGCGGAUUCUUACAUCCCUAUUUUGAAAACUCCCUUGUCUGUUUGGCAAGAGCACUUCCAGACCAAUACUUUUGGUCCAGUACUAAUUUUUCAGCAGGUGUAUCCGUAUCUGAAGAAGUCCGAUCACCCUGCUGCCCACUUUAUCUCCAGUGUUGCUGGAUCCAUCGGCUAUGAAUUGCCGUUCCAGGUUGGAGCAUACGGUGCUUCCAAAGCUGCCUUGAACUACAUUGUCAAGAAGAUUGGCGAACAGCAUCCAGAACUGGUCACAUCCAUGUUGCAUCCAGGUAUGGUUGAGACAACUAUGGGUAGAUACGGAUUUGAUACCUUCAAUGCUCUAAGUGAAGAUUCUAAGCCUGUUGUUGAGGAUGGUACGACUGUUUCUCCUGCACUCAGUGCUACUAGAAUCAUCCAAGCAAUUGAAGACCCAGCUACCAAUGGCAAGUUUAUUGAUGUCGCUGACCGUUCUGUGAUUCCAUUUUAA
Molecule: messenger RNA, 747 nt
Organism: Ogataea philodendri
Lineage: Eukaryota; Fungi; Ascomycota; Pichiomycetes; Pichiales; Pichiaceae
Exons: 1
Coding region: 1-747 (248 amino acids)
Molecular function (GO): oxidoreductase activity, acting on the CH-OH group of donors, NAD or NADP as acceptor
Source: RefSeq, a predicted model, not a curated record